Rana temporaria (common frog) is the source of this 5046-nucleotide messenger RNA. RefSeq names its product SID1 transmembrane family member 1 (gene SIDT1). Bases 227 to 2689 code for a protein of 820 amino acids. Gene Ontology annotation, cellular component: membrane. The record is from RefSeq and is a predicted model, not a curated record. Lineage: Eukaryota; Metazoa; Chordata; Amphibia; Anura; Ranidae. The transcript is spliced from 27 exons.
GAUCCUGGGAUGUGGAGAUGGUGAGAGGAGCCCAUUGCUGGGGGCAGAAGAGGAGCAACCAACCCCAGGACACAGAUCACAUCCAAUCUGGUCUGCACUCCCCACGUGGAGACAAUAUAAUUGAUCGCCGAUAAAUGGUCGCUGUCCAUUGGUAUUAUCAUCACUCAUGUCUAAAACGAUGGAGAGAGCUCAUAGGAGGGACUGAGGGCGUUCUCUAAGCAGGGAGAUGAGGACCUCGGGGGCGGUGAUCUGGCUCGGCCAAUGGCUGCUGCUCUUUGUGACGGGGGUGGAGCUCGUCGGUGGAGUGAGCCGGCCGACAGACAUCAAGCCGGGGGAGUUAGGGAAGCAAUACUUCGGGCGGAUUGACAAGAACACGGAGGAGGUCUACGCGUUCAACUACACCAGCAGCCCAGGCAAGGUGGACGCUCUCCGGGUUUUUGUCCGCUCCAAUUCCGAUGAUCUGGAGUUCCCCGUCCUCUUCGUGGUUCGCCAGCAGAAGGCGGUACUGUCAUGGCAGGUCCCGCUCGCCUUCAGAGGAUAUUAUCAGAUGACGUACACCUACCAGGACGUCAGCCGCACGCUGUGCCCCAACGACCCAGAGGGCCAAGCUCCGCCCUCCGAACAGCUCAUGUACAUUGACAUUGCCUCCAUGGCGCCCUCUAGUGUGGACUACGAGCUCAUCGUCACCCGGCUGCUCAACUUCGAACUCCAGACCGGAGUUUCUAUGAAUUUCAGCGCCUCGCCAUCCCAGCCUCAGUAUUUCCUGUACACGUUCCCGGAAGGAUUGGACUCGGUGGUGGUCAAGGUUCGCUCACCGGACACCUAUCCCUGCACUGUGGUGUCUGUCCAGGAUAUUGCGUGUCCUGUCUAUGAUCUGGACCAUAACGUAGAAUUCAAUGGCAUCUCCCAGUCUAUGACAACGAAGGCGGCUAUUACCAUCCGGAGGAAGGACUUCCCUAAAGGACAAUUCUAUGUCGUGUUUGUCAUCAAACCGGAGGAUUAUGCCUGCGGAGGGUCAAUCCCAGCCGCCACAGUCGGAAAUCACACCUGGAACUUGAAACGCGUGAAGCACAUCGAAGUCACCGUCACUCCGUCCAUUAAUGGCUCGGUGUAUCUCCACGCCACACUGCUGUGCCUCCUCUUCUUCUUCAUCUUCUAUCUCGGAGCUUUCCUGGUCUUCUUCAUCCACCACUUCAGGGGGCAGUCGAAGGGGCACGACUUGGCGGCCAGUCCGGAUGAAGGUGAAGGAACGGUGGCGGCCUCUCACCCCAUCACUACCAGCACCCCAGAGGGCAGCAGCUAUGGGGCUAUAGAUGAGUCCCGCAAGAGGUCGGGAAAAUCUGCUCCGCCCAUCCCCCGCCCCCGAGCAUAUUCCGACAGCUCUGCGGAUGAAGAGAGCGAUUUUGAUGGCAUCCCAGAAAUGGAGAGCGAUAAAAACGUAAUCCAUGCCAAGACCUUCCUGUAUGUGUCUGACCUCGCCGUUAAAGACCGCCGAACCAUCAGUAAGAAAUACAAGAUUUACUUCUGGAACAUAAUCACCAUCGCUGUGUUCUACGCACUGCCCGUCGUCCAGCUGGUCAUCACCUACCAAACGGUGGUAAAUGUGACCGGAAACCAAGACAUCUGCUACUACAACUUCCUGUGCGCCCACCCACUUGGAUUGCUCAGCGCUUUUAACAACAUUCUGAGUAACAUGGGCCACGUCAUGCUGGGAUUCCUCUUCCUCCUGAUCGUCCUGCGCAGAGAUCUCCUUCACCUCAGCUUGCUGGAGGCCAAAGACGUCUAUGCCCUGGAAUACGGCAUCCCCAAGCAUUUCGGCCUCUUCUACACUAUGGGCAUCGCUCUGACCAUGGAGGGGGUACUCAGCGCUUGUUACCACGUCUGCCCCAACUAUUCCAACUUCCAGUUCGACACGUCCUUCAUGUAUAUGAUUGCGGGGCUUUGCAUGCUGAAACUGUACCAGACCCGGCACCCCGACAUCAACGCCAGCGCCUAUGCAGCCUAUGCGUCCUUCGCGCUCGUCAUCUUCCUGGCAGUCCUUGGGGUGGUCUUCGGGAAGGACCAUUGGUGGUUCUGGGUGAUCUUCUCCAUCAUCCAUGUAGUGGGGACACUGACGCUCAGCACACACAUCUACUACAUGGGGCGAUUCAAGAUUGAUGUAUCUAAUGCAGACUUUGGGAUUUUCCGACGCAUCUUUCAGAUCAUAUAUACAGACUGUAUGCAGCAGUGCAGCCGCCCUAUGUACAUGGAUCGUAUGAUUCUCCUUAUUGUCGGGAACAUUGUCAACUGGUUUUUCGCCAUCUUCGGACUGGUCUUUCGUCCUCCGGAUUUUGCCUCCUACCUGCUGGGCAUUUUCAUCUGUAACUUGCUGCUCUAUCUGGCCUUCUACAUCAUCAUGAAGCUACGCAGUGCAGAGAGGAUUCGACCACUACCGCUCUUCUGCAUCAUUGCCACCGCUGGAGUCUGGGCAGCAGCUUUGUACUUCUUCUUCCAGACCCUGAGCAGUUGGGAGGAGUCCCCAGCGCAGUCCCGGGAGAAGAAUCGGGAGUGUAUUAUCAUGCAUUUCUUCGAUGACCAUGAUAUCUGGCACUUCCUGUCAGCCACUGCCAUGUUCUUCUCAUUCCUGGUUCUGCUCACAUUGGAUGAUGAUCUGGAUGAGGUUCGGAGAGACAAAAUUCCAGUCUUUUAGGGAGAAGUGGCAUUGUCUCCUUUCUUCCUUCGGUUGCCACCGGCAUGCAGUGAAGAAGCCUGCGUCCAAGACCGCAGAAAAUUAUCACCCCUCCAGAAGAAGAGGAAAGUGAACGAGCGGAAACAGGAGAGGUGGACUUGUCCUCUCAGCCCACCAGUUCAGAAGAACAAACCAAUCAAAUGCUGCCUGAUAAUGCCACACUGUUCCCGUGUUGGUAUAGCGCCAUCUUUAAGUCAGACUGGGCCACCACAGUCUUCGUGCCCAACUGAUGUACUGAACACCACUGCCUCCCACCAAGUCAAAAAAUGUAAACAUGAGCCCAGUGGAGCAUUCAACAUCCAACCGGAAACGGGCGAACUUCCCGAAGAGCUGAUCACAUUUGGUAAUUUGUUUACAAAAAAAAUUCACAGUGAUCACAUGACUCUUCGCUUACGUUGAUUCUCAACACCCUCCAGCUGCUGAAGAUGGCCAGUCAAUUGGAGUCUCAAGAAGCUGCCAGGACUGCAGCUCAUGAAAGUAGUAUAUUUAUUUUCCCACCAAGCCAGAAAAGGUUGGAUAUUUCAAUACCAGGAACUCUGGAAAGGACCAUUGGCCCUUUGUGCCAGGAAUAUAAUUUUUAUUGUAAUUGUGUAUUUUGUCUUACAAGAUCUGUGAUCUCCAAUGCACGUCGGUCAGUCUUGCAUUAACUCUCCAGUGCCAUGCUGCUGCUGCCGCCAACUAUGGCUGAAUUUGUUGUUGUCUAAGUAAUUUAUUCAAAUGUAAUUUGUACAUUUUUUUUUCAACAAGACCUCAAAAUGUGUUGUAUCUUGCCAAGGAACUGAAAUCUGAAAACCUGAUGUUUUUUUGUUUUUUUUUAACUUCUUAGGUUGCAAAAUUGUGCCAUUAUAGUGACAGCUAAGCCAGUUCAAGUUAAUGGCAUUGUAAGAAAUGUAGAAAGGAGCACCACAUAACUAAUCGUUUUCUGUAAAUAGAAAAAAAAAUCCAACACGUUUUGUGGACUCAACACUCCUUCUGCAGGGCUUGAAAUGCAACACUCCUUCUGCAGGGCUUGAAAUGCCAGCAGUGAAAGGAGCAGAAACCGCUUCUUUCUCUUUUUAAAUCCAGCUCUCAAACACAUCAAGUGCUGUCUACUAGGGGCCCCAAGAACCCAAAAGCCAAGAUCUCUACUAGGGUUGUCCCGAUACUAGUAUCGGUUUGGGACCAAUACCGAACGUUUGCGCAAGUGCUUGUACUCGCACAAAUGCUUCCGAUGCCUUAGCCGAUACCUGGAAUGGGCCAGCGGAGCGGUGAGCGAGUCCUGAAGGAAGUAAGCUGGCAGGGAGCCGGUGUUUCGUCACAUUCGGCUACCCAUCUCAUCUUGCUAUGGAAGUGGCGUUCCGCCGAGAAAUUUCGCAAUGCGUUCCAAACGAUUGGCGACAUUACAGAGCAGUAAAAACGUCAGAUAAUGUCACGGAAGUGACGGUACAGACAAUACAAACACUGGGCUAUGCGUUCCAAGGCUAAUGCUUUCCUUGUUACCUAGUGUCUCCAAAACUGCCAGCUGUCCCUGUACAACCCAAAGCAACCUGUGGUGUUAGGUUCUGCAUUGCUGGUACUUGUAGUGCCUAUCCAGAGCAACCUGUGGUGAUAGAUCCUGCUAUGCUGGGACUUGUAGUGCCUCUAAAGAUGCCAGCUGUCCUUUGACUUCCCUGUACAAGGCAGGGCAACCAGUGGUGAUUAUCAUGCCAUGCUGGGACAUGUAGUGUCUCCAGAACUGUCAGCUGUCCUGUUCAACCCAAUGCUGGGAUUUGUAGUGUCUCCAGAAGUGCCUAUCCAAAGCAACCUGUGGUGAUAGAUCCUGCUAUGCUGAGAUUUAUAGUUCCGCUAAAGAUGCCAGCUGUCCUUGGACUGUCCUAUACAAGGCAGGGCAACCAGUGGUGAUUAUCAUGCCAUGCUGGGACUUGUAGUGUCUCCAGAACUGCCAGCUGUCCUGUACAACCCAAUGCUGGGACUUGUAGUGUCUACAGAACUGCCGGUUGUCCUGGCUUGUAGUGGGGCAGCUUAGAGCUCUAGGCGUAAUACAAGUCCCAGCAUAGCAGGACCUAACACCACAGGUUGCCCUGCCUUGUAUUGGGGCAGCUGACAGCUCUGGAGGCACUACGAGUCCCAGCAUGGCAGGAUAAUCAGCACUGGUUGCCCUGAUAUUAUCUGACGGUUUCACUGCUCCAUAUUGUCGCAAACUGUUUGGAAUGCAUCGCGCAUGCGCAGUGCAAAAUUUCUCGCCAUAACGUCACUUCCGUAGCAAGAUGAGAUUGGUAGCCGAAUGUGAGGAAACAGCGUCACAUUUGGUCGCAAAUUAAAUAAUAAAAAAAAAAAAA